This is a messenger RNA of Thermochaetoides thermophila DSM 1495, 1668 nucleotides long. RefSeq lists its product as uncharacterized. Lineage: Eukaryota; Fungi; Ascomycota; Sordariomycetes; Sordariales; Chaetomiaceae. The transcript is spliced from 3 exons. The coding region runs from base 1 to 1668 and encodes 555 amino acids. Gene Ontology annotation, biological process: carboxylic acid metabolic process. Gene Ontology annotation, molecular function: pyridoxal phosphate binding; carbon-carbon lyase activity. The record is from RefSeq and is a predicted model, not a curated record.
AUGACAGACCAAACAACUUCUCCCCCUACCCCUACCGCUGACUUCCUCCUCACAGCCUACACCCGCUUCCGCAAGGCUCUCACAAACCCCUCCACAACUCCCGGCACCCCAAUCCUAAGCAACGCCAACCCAAGCAACAACACCAACAAUGACAUUCCAAUCCUCCCUUCACCUCAAGCGCUCACAGCUAACCUCCUCCUCCGCCUCCCCUCUCGAACAGACCUGGACUACCUCUCUCCCCGUGGUCCAGAAAAGACACAUGAGCACAUCCUCAACGACAUCCUCCCCUCCCUGAACAGGCAAUCUCUCUCCCCCCGCUACUUCGGCUUUGUCACCGGCGGUGUCCUCCCUAUCGCCGAGGCAGCAGAUAACAUUGUUAGUGGGGUGGAUCAGAACGUGCAGGUACAUUUCCCUAUUUCAGAAGGGGGGAUGGUGCAUUCGGCGUCAACGUAUGUGGAAGGUGCGGCGCUGCAGAUGGUGGUUGACUUACUUGAAUUGGAGCCAAAGGAUGUGACGGGGGAGGUUUGGAAGGGGAGGACGUUCACUACGGGCGCGACGGCGAGUAAUAUUCUGGGGUUGGCGUGUGCUAGGGAGGGGGCGAUUGCGCGCAGGUUAGGGGGAUCUAAGGGGGAGGAGCUGUCUGUGGCAGAUCUGGGGGUUCUGGAAGCUUGUCGACGGGCGGGGGUUAGGGGGUUUGCUGUGUUGGGGAGUAUGCCGCACUCAUCGGUGCUGAAAGCGGCUAGUUUAGUGGGUUUUGGUAGGGAGAGUGUGAAGAAUGUUGGUAUGGAGGGGCAGCCUUGGAGGCUUGAUCUGGAAAAGCUGGAGGAGGAGCUGGAGAGGAAGCAAAAGGAAGGGAUUGCGUGUGUGGUGGUUGUAGGGGCUGGGGAGGUCAAUACGGGGAGGUUUGGCACGGGCGUACUGGAUAUGCCGAAGGUUAGGAGUCUAGCUGAUCGAUAUGGGGCGUGGGUGCAUGUUGAUGGUGCUUUUGGACUCUUUGCCCGCGCUCUUCCUAAAGAAGAGGAAUUCCUCGCACUACAUGCUCAGGUUGCGGGCUUAGAGCUCGCGGAUAGCAUCGCAGCUGACGGUCACAAACUUCUCAACGUGCCCUACGACAAUGGUAUCUUUCUUACUCGCCAUCUCUCCAUCUUGACUCAAGUCUUCCGCAACACCAACGCUGCGUAUCUUGUUGCAUCUCCCAGUCAAGGUGUCGAUCCCACUGUUGCCAUUCCCAGCCCACUCAACAUAGGCCUCGAAAACUCGCGGCGCUUCCGCGCUUUGCCCGUCUACGCAGUGCUCCUCAGCGAAGGCAGACAGGGCAUCGAGGCAAUGCUGAGCCGGAUGGUGCGACUGGCGCGAAUUAUUGCCGCGUUUGUGCGCGACUCUUCACACUAUGAGCUGCUGCCAGAGGGAAAUGACGAUGCGGCGGCAUUGGAGAACACCUUCAUGAUCGUCCUAUUCAAAGCACGCGACAAAAAGCUCAAUGAAGAGUUAGUCGACCGCAUCAACCGUACAGGCAAGGUAUUCGUGAGCGGCACGAUGUGGGAAGGUCGGAAAGCGGCGCGGAUUGCUGUAGCCAGCUGGCAGGUAGACGUGGAGAGAGAUGCGGCGGUUGUCAAAGAAGUGUUGACUGCUGUCGCCGAGGGGAGAGAGUCGGAAUUGUCGUUGUAG